AUGGAGUUGACACUGAUUGCUCGUGUCAGAGAUGGACUUAUUUUGGCUACAUCAAUCGAAGGAAAUAAUGACCAAAGUGGCGACUCCAGUAUGGUGAAAUACUCCAACCAGGCAAAAAUGCUCUUCAAGAAGUUGAAUGGAGCUCCAGCCCAGCAAAGUGUGGAGAGUGGACCAUAUGUUUUCCACUAUGUCAUCAUCCAGAACAUCUGCGCAUUGGUGCUCUGUGAGCGCAGUUUCCCACGGAAAGCUGCAUUCCAGUAUUUGAACGACAUAGGAAAUGAAUUCUUGAAUUCAUACAGCACGAAAGUCGAGCAAGUCGUUCGUCCGUAUCAUUUCCUUGAUUUCGACAAAUACAUUCAACAAGCCAAGCAGAGAUAUGCGGAUACAAACAAGUACACAAUGAACGCCGUGUCAAAUGAGCUUCAAGACGUCACAAGAAUCAUGGUUACCAACAUUGAAGACGUCAUUCAUCGUGGAGAAGCUUUGAAUAUUCUGGAGAAUCGCGCAUCUGAAUUGUCUGGAAUGAGUAAGAAGUAUCGUGACGACGCAAAAGCGCUGAACAGAAGGUCGACAAUUUUCAAAGUGGCUGCUACAAUUGGAAUCGCUGGCUUCCUCUUUCUGGUUGCGCGUUUCUUCAUUUUCUAA
Caenorhabditis remanei is the source of this 645-nucleotide messenger RNA. RefSeq lists its product as uncharacterized. NCBI's taxonomy places the organism in Eukaryota, Metazoa, Nematoda, Chromadorea, Rhabditida, Rhabditidae. Gene Ontology annotation, biological process: retrograde vesicle-mediated transport, Golgi to endoplasmic reticulum; vesicle fusion with Golgi apparatus; endoplasmic reticulum to Golgi vesicle-mediated transport. The transcript has 5 exons. Gene Ontology annotation, cellular component: SNARE complex; Golgi membrane; ER to Golgi transport vesicle membrane. Bases 1 to 645 code for a protein of 214 amino acids. The record is from RefSeq and is a predicted model, not a curated record. Gene Ontology annotation, molecular function: SNAP receptor activity.